This is a messenger RNA of Penicillium daleae, 396 nucleotides long. RefSeq names its product 60S ribosomal protein eL32. Gene Ontology annotation, molecular function: structural constituent of ribosome. The transcript is spliced from 4 exons. Gene Ontology annotation, biological process: translation. The record is from RefSeq and is a predicted model, not a curated record. Lineage: Eukaryota; Fungi; Ascomycota; Eurotiomycetes; Eurotiales; Aspergillaceae. Bases 1 to 396 code for a protein of 131 amino acids. Gene Ontology annotation, cellular component: ribosome; cytosolic large ribosomal subunit.
AUGGUCGCCGCAAAGAAGCAUGUCCCCAUCGUGAAGAAGCACACCACCCGCUUCUUCCGCCACCAGUCGGACCGCUUUAUGCGUGUCGGUGCCUCGUGGCGCAAGCCCAAGGGUAUUGACAACUGUGUCCGCCGCCGUUUCAAGGGUGUUAUUCGCAUGCCCAAGAUCGGUUAUGGCUCCAACAAGAAGACCCGCCACAUGAUGCCCUCCGGCCACAAGGCCUUCCUCGUCCACAACCCCAAGGAUGUCGAGCUCCUCCUGAUGCACAACCGCACCUACGCUGCCGAGAUCGCCCACGCCGUUUCUUCCCGCAAGCGCGUUGAGAUCCUCGCCAAGGCCAAGGCUCUCGGUGUCAAGGUCACCAACGCCAAGGGCCGUGUCACCACCGAGGCUUAA